This is a messenger RNA of Pseudopodoces humilis (Tibetan ground-tit), 1459 nucleotides long. Its product is annotated as ras-related and estrogen-regulated growth inhibitor-like protein A. Gene Ontology annotation, molecular function: GTPase activity; GTP binding. The record is from RefSeq and is a predicted model, not a curated record. NCBI's taxonomy places the organism in Eukaryota, Metazoa, Chordata, Aves, Passeriformes, Paridae.
UCGGCCACGCUCGGCAUGGGGCUCCGGCUCCCGCUGCGCCGGAGCACCAGCUUCACCCCCGACCACCCUGCCCUCAUGGAGGUGCCCGGCCCCACUGCCCUGAAGAUGGAAGCAAACGUCCUUGUCAUGGGAGCAGACAACGUAGGGAAAUCAGCUCUAACCGUGCGUUUCCUGACCCGGCGCUUUAUUGGCGAGUAUGGAGACAUGGAAUUCAUCUACAGCCACAACCUGACUGUGGAUGGCCGAGAGAUUCUCUUACACAUCUGGGAUGUCCCCAAUUCCCAGGAGCAGGCAGAGGAUGGCUCCUCAGAGGAGAAGCGAGUCCAGUGGGCAGACAGCUUUGUCCUGGUCUACAGUAUCUGUGACCGUGCCAGCUUCAACAUCCUGCCCCUCAAAAUCCAGUUCAUCAAGGCAGCCAAGGAGGGGCAGAGCCAGGAGAAGGUGCCCAUUGUCAUUGUGGGCAACAAACGGGACCUGCACCACCAGCGGGUGGUGUCCAGCGAGGAGGGGCGGCUCCUGGCCCUCUCUUUAGACUGUGGUUUCUAUGAGGUCUCUGCAGCUGAGGCUUAUCACGGCGCCCUCAUGGUCUUCCAUGGACUGGCCAAGCUCAUCCCAGACACCAAGCUGGCCCUGAAGAAAGGUACAGGGAUCCGUGGCAUCGUCAAAACCAUGUCAGCUGUGUUUGCCCGUAAGCGAACAGACUCCCUGUGAGCCACUGCACGGAUGCUGCUGCUCUCUGUGCUGCCCAGCUGGGCCAAGCCUCCUCGCUGGGUGCCCAUGGAGAUGGUGCGUGUUUUUCCAGAAGUAUGACGGGUUGUUCCUCGCUGUCCUCCCAGUGUCAGGUUCUGGGUGUCCUGCCAUGCACAGCCAGGGCAGCCAAGCACUGUAGUGUGUUACUCUUGGCUCUGCAGUGGGGCAGUCUCAUCUCUUUGCUGUACCAGCUCUUAAGGUGCCUCCUGCUUUCUCCUUCUAUCCUCCAACACUGGAAACCACGGGGGAAUUUUGCCAAAGCCCCAGGCAGCAGCAUCUCUAGCUCCUGCAGCAGGAGCUGCCCAGGCUGUCAGCCAUUAGGGAGGAUAUCCUGCUCUUGUACAGCACAUGACUCCCUGACUCUCCAUUCCUUCUCUGGGAUCCCUACUCCUGUUCAACCCUCAUCAGGAUCCUCUUCAGUAACCCUGGAGCACCCGUGAACUGGGGAGAUGAGGUUUUCUCCACUGUGGAGGCGCUGGCAGUUCCCACGUGUGUAUCACCGUGUGAGAGUGUCCCAGAGCCCAGGACCAUCCUGCAGGACUUUGGUGAGAGCCGGCGCCUCCCAUCCCCUCUGCUUGUGAACAGUCCUGCUCACGGCCCUCUCCCCCGCAGCCUUUCAGCGAUCACAGCCCUUUCCCUUGUGCGGGUGAGUGCUGUACAGGCUGUGCCUGGGAAAAGCCAGACGCGGGGCUCGUUCCCAGGAUGGGAA